Sabethes cyaneus is the source of this 3920-nucleotide messenger RNA. It is a transcript of the gene retm, whose product is annotated as protein real-time. Lineage: Eukaryota; Metazoa; Arthropoda; Insecta; Diptera; Culicidae. The record is from RefSeq and is a predicted model, not a curated record. The transcript is spliced from 8 exons. Bases 491 to 2422 code for a protein of 643 amino acids. Gene Ontology annotation, cellular component: cytoplasm.
CAUCAACCAUCCGUUCAGAGUGUGUUAGAUUUUCUUUACGGAAGCGUCGUCGCGCAUUCCAUUCCACUCGCUGCUUUGUCCUGUGCGUUUUCCAAGGUUUCUGCUACACUUUUCGGGAGUUCGUAAAAUGGAAGUUCAAUUACGCGAGUGAUAAUAAUGGACUCCAGGUUACUUACUGCUGCUGGCACAGGGCUCACUGCGGGUUCAAUGUAUCGUUACUCGAAGCUGCUGAAUCAUCAAUAAAGGGCUUAAAUUUUCCAGUGAAUUUUACCCCUUGCAAAGCGAAAUAUAAAGUGCAUUUGUUCACCACUAUGGAAAGGAAAAAAUUGUGCAAAGUGUAGUGAGUUGUACAAAAAAAAUCUUUCGAUACAUGUUGAAAGGUCGCGAUUAAGCAUCGAUUACAAAGUUCAAGGUAGUGUUUCAAUACAGAACGAAAAAAAAAUUGCUGCAGGAUUAUUAGCUAAUUAGCGGGCAGUGAAAGGAAUUGAAAAUGGUACAAAAAUACGAAUCUCCUGUUAGGAUAUAUAAAUAUCCUUUCGAGCUGGUUAUGGCCGCCUACGAACGUCGGUUCCCAACCUGCCCGCAAAUGCCUAUCGUAUUGGACUGCGAAAUAGUCGAGGAUACGGUUUCCAACAAUGGAGCUAAGCGAGAAACGACUCGCCGCUGCAAACUGGCCGUCGAGGCGCCCUAUCUGUUCAAGAAAAUCAUCGGCGUCGAUGUGGUUUUCUUCAUCCAGAAGAACUUCCUGGAUCUCAAGGCCCGUACACUGAACAUCGAAGCCACCAACGAAACAUUCAGCUCACGAAUCGAAAUCUUCGAGAAAUGUCGCUACUUUGCUCAUCCGGAAAACCCGGACUGGACCUGUUUCGAUCAGACGGCCACGUUAGAUAUUAAGAACUUUUUCGGCUUCGAGCACUCGAUGGAAAAGAUGGGCAUGAAGCAAUACUCGCAAACCACGCAGAAGGGAAAGGAGAUUAUUGAAUGCUUUAUCAACGAGCUAAAAAAGGAAGGAAUCACCCAUGUGGACAGAUGGAAAGAGGAUGAAUCAGCGGAGCUAACCGCUGCUGCGGUUUCCACCGUCAGUGAAAAACCGCCCCUUUCUCGCGACAACAGUAUUCUGGAUGCGGACUACAUUGCAAAACACCUAGGCCAACUGUCUCCGCUGCAGGAAUCGAAGCUGGUUCAGUUCCGCAAGCGAAUCGAAGAAUCCAGCGAACGUGGCGUGCCGGACUUUCAGACGUUGCUGCGCUUUCUGCGGGCUCGUGAUUUCAGCAUCGACAAAGCAGCCUCCAUGCUGCAGGAAUCCAUGCAGUGGCGAGCCGAGCACCGAAUCGAUGACAUUCUCGGCGAGUACAAGAUGCCGACCGUUGUGGAAAAGUACUUCCCCGGCGGCUGGCAUCACCAUGACAAAGACGGCCGACCGCUCUACAUUCUGCGGCUGGGCAAUAUGGACGUGAAAGGUUUGCUCAAAUCGGUCGGAGAAGAUGAACUGCUGAAACUGACGCUGCACGUUUGCGAGGAGGGCCUGAAACUGAUGAAAGAAGCGACGACGCUUUUCGAGAAACCAAUCUGGAAUUGGUGUCUGCUGGUCGAUUUGGAUGGCUUAUCGAUGCGCCACUUGUGGCGCCCCGGCGUGAAGGCGUUGCUACGGAUCAUCGAGACCGUGGAGAAAAACUAUCCGGAAACGAUGGGCCGGGUGCUAAUUGUGAGAGCUCCCCGAGUGUUUCCGGUGCUGUGGACUAUCGUUAGCGCAUUUAUUGAUGAAAAUACUCGAUCGAAAUUCUUAUUUUUCGGCGGCCCCGAUUGUUUGCACGCGGAAGAUGGCUUAGAGCAGUACAUACCAGCGGAAAAUAUACCCAGUUUUCUGGGCGGAUCAUGUAACACACUAAUCCACGAGGGUGGCCUGAUACCGAAACAUCUGUACAAGUCCGAUUCGGUGGAGGAAAACAACGGCGCAGUUCACGGUCAGGACCACCACGGGUUGUACAAAUCGAUAGAUCUCAAACCGGGACAGAUGUUCGAACUGAUCAUUCGUAACACGGACCCCAAAUCGGUGCUCACGUGGGAUUUCGACGUGCUGAAGAAUGAUUUACUGUUUGCACUGUACCGCACCGACACCGUAUUCGAGCAGAGCUUCAAUGGUGAUGCAUUUUCCUCUGUGUUCGACGGCGCUGCUUUCAAGGAAGGCGCCACAUACACUAAGCUGGAGGACAAAGUGAAAUGUAAACCAAAAGAAGGCGUACAAGGCUCCCAUGAAAUGGCAACAGCCGGCACCUACGUCCUGCAGUGGAUGUGUCCACCGUCGUGCGAUGGACCCGCCCAGCUGAUGUAUUUCCAUGAAAUCCUCAGCUCUGCCAACUACAAAGGCUCAAUGACCAGUCUGCAAUCAGGAUUCUCCUCCAACAGUCUACAAUCCCGAUGAGAGCUGUAAUCGAUGAGACUGAAAACGGGCCCGCAGGAAGAUCCCCGGAUGUUAUAGCAGAGCAAACUCCAUUCUCCAAUAACGAUGAAUCUCUAAUCUAAUGGUGUUGAGACGGAAAUUGACCGAAAAGAAAAAAAAGUGAAAACCAAAACCAGAAAAAUUGAAGGUUGUAUUCGUAACAAUAAGAAAGCAAUCGAAUUGAAAAAUCUCAGCAGGUUCAAGCGGUUAAAAGUGGAAACGACCUUAAACAAUGAUAAAGUGAAAAAAUAAAUCAAUUAUUGUAAAGUAGUACUAUAUAUAGAGGGGCUAAAAAGUGAUUAUGUAGUAAAAUUGUAUGUCCAGGCGACUUAGACAUUAUAAGACAAUAUCAGAAACUAAGUGUAGCAACGUUAAUUCUACUUGUGCAGCAUAUAUGAAUUUUACAAGCAAAUCUAGGUCGUACAGCUUAUCACUGACAGUAACAACGCUAGAAAAUUAUUUUUAUACAAAUGGACGCCCCUGGCGCAAAUAUCCUGCUAUUGAAGCGUUUGAGGAGGAUUGAUUUACGUAACAAAUUUUCUAAUAGAAGCUAGAAUCUAUCGUCAACAAGAGGAACGCUUAUUAGUAGACAAACCUGAUAUACCUGGAUGUGGAAUCAUAUUUUAUAAAUAGUUGUUUUGAAUCUGCAGCUGAAAAUCAAGAGUACACGCGAAUACAUGUACGAAACUUAAAAUAUAUCAUCAGCUGAUGAGUAAUUCUAUACCUCACAUAUAAAACUACACAGCCAAGUAGCACCUAUGAGGCUAGCCAUCGUUCCCCAUGUUUCUUAACUUCGACAGGCGUAGGUACGUGCUAAAGUUUGAACAACAUUUCCGAAUCUCUGUUAUGGUUAACGAUUGUUCACCAGUGGGUAUCUCUAAAGUCACUAUUACAAAAUAGGUAAUGCAACGCAGGCUAAGUUCUGUUUUUAUUAGCGCUUCAUAUAUCGCGGGUAGAUGGGUACAUAAGAGUACUAUUGAAAUAUAAGUAAUUUUCUGUGAUAUACAUAACUAUUUUUGUUCAAACACAGAAUUGCGAUGUCGACAACAAAAUGCAAAACAUCAUAAUCAGUAUACGGAAUUAGGUACCACUAUUUUUAUUUUAUUUUUUUAUUGAGAUUUUGUUUUUCAUUUUAGGUAAUGUUUUACAACUGUCUGUAAACUAUCCGUACUUUAGGAGAUAACUGAAAGCUAUCUACCGUACCAUCAGAUCACGUAUGAGCAAGCCAAUUAUUUAACAUCACACGAGUGAAACAGAAAUACCUUAACUUUUUGGGAACGAAACAAUGAAGUAAAAGUCGCUCUUGAAUUAAGCCCUGCUUCAAUCAACCCGCUAUAACAGCGAAAGAAAAAUUACAAAUCCAUUGUAUCAAACUGGCAACUUAUUCUGUAUAUUAUUAAGCAAAAAAACAAAUGAUAAUUUGUCAAAAAUUUUGUACACAUUAUGGGUAGCGGUGUAGUGGAGAAUGAGAUUAAAUAAA